AAGCCAUUGGAUCCGAAGCCAUGGGUUCUCUUGGCCGAGUGGAGACGGCCACGGGCGAAAUGGCCUAUGUGCUGCCUCCCACGGAGGAGAUGUACAAUGUGAUGCUUCAUGGUCUGAAGAGUUUCACUGACGACCUGCAGUCCGGGCACACCGACAGCAGCGCCAUCGGCUACGGCUGGGCGCCUGCGCCCUUCGCCGCCAAGAUCUCAGCGCCGCGGUUUCUGCGACCCAAACCGCCCACGCUCUCGCUGAGCCUCCGCGACGCCGAGCUGCGCCCCGCGCCGCUCUCGGCGCGGUCGCCGGGCGCCGAGGGGUCCCGGUCCCCGCGGCGGCCCAGCUCGGCGGGGCGCGAGGAGAAGAGACCGGUGCUGCCCAGGAUGGAAGCUGCCGCACGGACGACCAGCGACUCUGACACCAGCCGCGGAGGUGCUGCCAAAGAGAUCGUCGCUCCGCAGAGCGCGCGUGGUGUGGUGUUGCCUCCUGCCAAAUCUUCUCGGCAGCGGCCGCAGAAGCACCUGGCAGCCGACGGCAAGGGGCCGAAGAAGCCUGUGACGAAGGAGCCAAGGGAGUCCGUGCCGAUGCCGCCUGAGCGAGUGCCUCAGGACCGGCACCGUCCAGCGCCGAUGCGCCCCGUGCCCAACGCGCACGCGCAGAACGAACGCGCAACGGGACUGGCGGCAAAGCAUGGGCCUCGAAACCUAGAGGAACACAUCGCCUUCGCGAGCCAACGCCUGCUCUCUGGACAGCUGACCUGGAAGACGGAGGACUCCUUCGCGGACUACCGCAAUCUGCGUGCAGGUGAGUACUUCAAUCAUUUCCAGCAGAAUGCGGCGCUGACCACAAAGGCUGGACUGACCAAAAGUCUCAAGGACUAUUCCACCUCCUUCUCCGACGCGGAGAGCUUUUUCCCUCGAUCCUACGAUGUAGCGCAGAAGAGCGAGCGUGAGGACUUCAUCCUCGACUUCCGGCGGUCGGCGGCGUUGCGCGUGGCCUUGCUCCACCGGCGCAUGCGAAAAGAUCAGCAGCAAGGCUUGAACGUGGCCUACCAGUGCAAUGAGACAGUGUUGGCUGCCUCGCAGCGGGUGUUGCAGCGCUGGCAAAAGGAUUUGGACCGGGAGCACCUCGAUGAGGGCGACGAGGGAGCGCAUCUCUCAGAGGACCUUUGGGAAGCGUUGCUUCUGUACAGCGAUCUUCAACAGUCGGAGCUCCUCUACGGCGUCGCUGACCGAAACCGGCACGCGAAGAACGCGCGGAGCGAGGAGAGCUGCGUGCAGGAGUUGAAGUUAUGGCCGGAAUUCCUCAGCCACCACUGGGGCUAUGGAGAGUUUGCCGACACCUUGCAGCAUACGCUGAUGAGGCUUGAGAUGCUCUUUCCACAGUGGUCCCUCUUGGGCAACGAGACGGGUGGCCGCAAUGUGUGGAUCGUGAAGCCCGGGACGAAUUCCAAGUCCAACGGCAUCGAAUGCAUGAGUCAUUUGAAGGAGCUCUUGCAGCACUGCGACCGCAUGCCGAAUCGCCUCGUGCAGAAAUACGUGGAGCGGCCGUUGCUGCUCUUCAGCGGACGGAAGUUUGAUAUCCGGCAAUGGGUCUUGGUGAGGUCGGUAGAGCCAUUGAAAGUGUUCCUCUUUAGCGAAUGCUACCUGCGGCUGUGCAACGGCAUGUACGACCUGGGUGAUCUGCGAGACCGGGAGAGGCACAUUUCCAGCUGGCAAGUCAACAAGCAUGGCAAGAACGUCGUGGAUGGCGCCGUGGUCUCCUUGGAGGAUUUUCGCCGCGAGUUGGAAGAACUCACUGGGCAGAAGGACUACUGGGAGAAGGAGCUCCUGCCACAGAUGAAACACAUCGUCGUUGAGGUGCUCCGUGCGGGCGCCUUGUCGCUGACGCCGCGCGCCGAAAGCUUUGAGCUCUUUGGCUUCGACCUGAUGUUGGACGAGGCCAUGAAGAUGUGGCUUUUGGAGGUGAACUUAAGCCCCGGCUGUGACAGCCGCACGGCUUUCAUGGAUCGAAUGCUCAGUCGGAUGUCACAUCGAUUGAUCGAGGUGGCCGUACUGGGCCGAGAAGAAGCCGAUGGGGAGGAACCUGACUGGAUCAAGAUCUGCGAUGAAGCUGGCACAACCGCUCGAUCUGCAGAUCUGCAAAGGCCCGACUUGAGCAUCCAGGGCACUCCGCUGCGGAUACCAAAGAAAGGACCAGCAGCCGCACGAGCAGGGCCACAGGACCCAGGUGGCCGAGGUGUCUCCUUCAUUGCAGAGGAUGCAGAGGCCAGCCAUUCGCCCAAAGAGCCUGUCCGGAAGGGAACCGGCUUUGUAAGCCUCUCGGACUUGCCGGAUGAUGAUGAGGAGGAGCAAGGCGUGCGCUUCCCGGAGGUAUCUGGUCCUUCUGAAGAAGGUCAACCCCGGGCCAAGGUCCGCAAGGGCACCGGCUUCGUCGCUGCGUCCGACCUGCCAUCUGAUGGAUCGGACGACGAGGACAGAGGCGUGACCUUCAAUGUUCCUGCUCAGGUGGAAGACCGCAACGCAGAUCCGAAAGUCAAGGUCCGGAAGGGCACAGGCUAUGUGAGUCUCUCUGACUUGCCAUCGGAUGGUGAGGAGGAGACGGCAGCAGUCUCCUUCCAGGCGUCUGCAGACGACGGGCAACCUCGAGCUAAGGUCCGCAAAGGCACAGGGUUUGUAUCCCUUUCAGAGCUUCCGUCAGAUGGAUCUGAAGAGGAGGAGGACAGAGGAGUGACCUUCAACGUUCCUGCGAAGGCUGAUGGAGGCAACGGCGAUCCCAAACAGAAGGUCCGCAAGGGAACAGGCUAUGUGAGUCUUUCCGAGCUACCAUCAGAUGAUGAAGAGGGAACAGCAUCAGUAUCCUUCCAGGCAUCUGGACAAGAAGGACAACCUCGGACCAAGGUUCGAAAAGGCACUGGAUACGUGGCUGCAUCAGAUCUUCCAUCGGAUGGAUCGGACGAGGAAAGAGGAGUGACCUUCAAUGUUCCUUCGAAGGCCGAAGGACAUACCGGUGAUCCGAAAGGGAAGGUCCGCAAGGGAACAGGCUAUGUGAGUCUUUCCGAGCUGCCAUCAGAUGAUGAAGAGGAGCCCGCAUCAGUCUCCUUCCAGGCUUCUGGACCAGAGGGGCAGCUUCGACCCAAGGUCCGCAAAGGCACCGGCUUUGUUGCUGCUGGUGACCUUCCCUCAGAGGGCUCGGAGGAGGAGCAGGAGACCAACAGCGUGAGCUUCAAAGCACGUGCUGAUCAGGGUGAUCCCAAGCCCAAGGUGCAGCAAGGCACCGGCUUCGUGGGUUUGUCCGAUCUUCCCGACGAGGAGUCCAGUGUCUCAUUUCAGGCCAGAGGAGACGAGGGCGAACCCAAGCCAAAGGUCCGGCAAGAUACCUGCGUGGUUCGGGCUUCCCAACUCCCUCCCGAAGAGGAGGAGGAGCAGCAGAAUCGAUGGCCCAGGAAGUCGGCGAUGAAGCAGCAGGUCUCGCCGCGCAAGCAGGGGCACACGCUCUCUGCGUAUGCCCUCUUCGAGCUGGGCUCUGAUGAGGAGGAUGAGGGUGAGAAUGAGGCCCAGGUGACGACCGCGACGACUGCGCCGGGCAGAGUAGGCUUCGAUGAGACGGCAGAGGAGAAGCCAAGACCGACAGCUUCCAAGGUGACUGGACGACGUGGCACCGGCUUUAUCAGUGCCGAGGAGGUGGACAAUAUGGUGCCCGACGAGGAAGCAGUUGUAAGAGAGACGGCCAAGGCGACCCUGAAGAAGGGGCGAAGCUUCGUGGCCACGGAGGACUUGGCUGCGGCGCUGGAGGAGCCGGAAAGCCCGGGUUUGCAGCAAGCAGAUCACGCAGAGGUGGACGCUGAGAGUCGAGUCACCUUCGAUGCCUCAGCGCAGGAACGAAGUUCGUCUCAAGGAAGUUCCAAGGUCGCUCGCAAAGGUACUGGUUUCCUCUCUGCGAAUGACUUGAAGAACAUGGCGGACGAGGACGAGGCAGAGGAUCCAAAGGCAGCUGUGACGUUUGAUGAGUCAGCGCAGGAGCGAGCUUCGUCCCAAGGAAGCUCCAAGGUUGCUCGCAAAGGCACUGGCUUCCUGUCCGCUGCCGACUUGCAGGCCAUGGCGGCUGAGGAAGAGGACGAGGCAGAGGCUUCAAAGGCAGCCGUAACGUUUGAUGAGUCAGCGGAGGAGCGAGCUUCGUCUCAAGGAAGCUCUAAGGUUGCUCGCAAAGGCACUGGCUUCCUGUCCGCUGCCGACUUGCAGGCCAUGGCGGCUGAGGAAGAGGACGAGGCAGAGGAUCCAAAGGCAGCCGUAACGUUUGAUGAGUCAGCGGAGGAGCGAGCUUCGUCUCAAGGAAGCUCUAAGGUUGCUCGGAAAGGCACUGGCUUCCUGUCCGCUGCCGACUUGCAGGCCAUGGCGGCUGAGGAAGAGGACGAGGCAGAGGAUCCAAAGGCAGCCGUAACGUUUGAUGAGUCAGCGGAGGAGCGAGCUUCGUCUCAAGGAAGCUCUAAGGUUGCUCGGAAAGGCACUGGCUUCCUGUCCGCUGCCGACUUGCAGGCCAUGGCGGCUGAGGAAGAGGACGAGGCAGAGGAUCCAAAGGCAGCCGUAACGUUUGAUGAGUCAGCGCAGGAGCGAGCUUCGUCUCAAGGAAGCUCUAAGGUUGCUCGGAAAGGCACUGGCUUCCUGUCCGCUGCCGACUUGCAGGCCAUGGCGGCUGAGGAAGAGGACGAGGUGGAUCCAAAGGCAGCCGUCACAUUUGAUGAGACAGCGCAGGAACGAAGUUCAUCCCAAGGAAGCUCCAAGGUCGGCCGCAAGGGAACUGGUUUCCUCUCUGCCAACGACUUGAAGGCCAUGGGUAAUGAGGAUGAGGCCGAGGACGAGGACGAGGAACAUCGAGGGGCGGCUGUGACUUUUGAUGAGUCAGCGCAGGAGCGAACGCCGUCCGAAGGAAGCUCCAAGGUCUCUCGCAAAGGCACCGGUUUUCUUUCUACUAAAGACUUGAAGGCCAUGGAAGAUGAAGACGAGUAUGACGAGGAAGACUUCGAAGAAGACUUCGAAGAUGACUUUGAGGCCGAAUCAGGCAAUGAGAGCCCCAAUGCCUCCAAAACACAGUGAAGGGGCUCAACCCGCCCGCGACCGGGAUGCUGAAAGACAUUUGA
Durusdinium trenchii is the source of this 5131-nucleotide messenger RNA. NCBI's taxonomy places the organism in Eukaryota, Dinophyceae, Suessiales, Symbiodiniaceae. The record is from the annotation of a GenBank genome assembly.